Molecule: messenger RNA, 2647 nt
Organism: Triplophysa dalaica
Lineage: Eukaryota; Metazoa; Chordata; Actinopteri; Cypriniformes; Nemacheilidae
Gene: smyd1b
Product: SET and MYND domain containing 1b
Exons: 11
Coding region: 570-2030 (486 amino acids)
Cellular component (GO): nucleus
Molecular function (GO): histone H3K4 methyltransferase activity; protein binding
Source: RefSeq, a predicted model, not a curated record
GACCUCUGCGGCGUGUCAGAGGGUCUUCGGACAAAAGAUUGGUGACAUCGUAACCGUCGGCACACAGCUGUAAGAAACAAACAUUGUUCCGGGCAGAGAACAUCACAAGUUUUCUGGAUCUGAGAAGAAACCAGAAUGUGACGGUGUGAACGGGAAAAUGCUGGAAUCAGGAGACACAUGCGGCUGCAGGCAGCUGUCUUGUGUUCUCCACACGUCUCUUGACUGACAGCUCCAGCUGAAAGACAAAAAUAUCCUCAGGACCUCCAACGAGAAGCUUUACCGACGGAAGAACCCAUUCAGAUGAAACACAGAGAUCGUUUAUCACAGAUUACAGUUAAUAAAAUGUCCUGCGGGAUUUACUCCUCGUACUGAUUCAUGUCCUCUCCACAGACACUUUGGGCUCCUGGACGUCCGUCCGGUCUGUGGUUUCGGGGUGUCGUCUAACACCCCCGUGGGUAACUCUGAGGUGGUACGGCUGGAGGGGUCAGCUGUUUUAUGAAGUGCUUCUGGAAUCUCAGCUGCCAAGUAAAAGCCGAUUGACUGUGUGAAGACGGACCCGGACGGCAGAUAUGGAGUUUGUGGAAGUAUUUGACUCUCCAGGAAAAGGCCGAGGUCUGCGGGCCACUAAAGAACUCUGGGCUGGAGAUGUUCUGUUCUCUGAAGCUCCCUUUGCUUCGGUGGUGUUUGACAGUCAUGCGGCCUGCGUCUGUCACGGUUGUUUUCGGCGUCAGGAGAAGCUGCAGCGCUGCGGUCAGUGCAGGUUUGCGCAGUACUGUGACAGAACGUGUCAGCGGGCGGCCUGGGAGGAACACAAGCUCGAGUGUGCCGCCAUCAAGAACUACGGCAAAGCACCCAGUGAGAAUGUCCGUCUCGCCGCUCGUGUCAUGUGGCGGACAGAUAAAGAGGGCAGUGUAGUGUCAGACCUGCAGCUGAGCACCAUGGAUGAGCUGGAAGAUCACAUCUCUGACAUGUCUGAGGAGGACAUGAAGGACCUUAAAGUGGACAUCCACAAUUUCUUGGACUUCUGGCCUCGUUCCAGCAAACCGCACACAGUACACAGCAUUUCACACGUCCUCGGAGUGAUCAACUGUAACGGAUUUAUGAUGAGUGACCAGAGGGGGCUUCAGGCGGUGGGUGUGGGCUUGUUUCCAAACCUGUGUCUGAUCAAUCACGACUGCUGGCCCAACUGCACCGUUAUACUCAACAACGGCAAUCAGUCGGCUAUUGAUACAGCGUUUCACUCUCAGAAGAGAAUCGAGCUGCAUGCGCUGGGUAAGAUCAGUCCCGGAGAGGAGGUGAACGUGUCUUACGUGGAUUAUCUGAACCUGUCAGAAGAUCGCAGACGUCUCCUGAAGCAGCACUAUUUCUUCGACUGUACCUGUGAACACUGCACCAACAAAACCAAAGAUGAUCUGAAGAUGGCCGGAGCCGAGGUGGAGGGAGUCCCGGUACCAGAAGAGAACGUGAAAGAAAUAACGGAAAUCAGUCUGAAGAUGCUGGAGAAGAUGGAACAGGCUCGUGUAGAUGCCAACUACAACGAGGUGGUGAAGAUCUGUCGGGAGUGUGUGGAGAAGCAGGAGAAUGUUCUGGCGGACACACACAUCUAUCAGCUGAAGAUGUGGAGCACGCUCAGUGAGGUUCUCUCUUACCUGCAGUUCUUCGAGGAGGCAGCUUUCUACGCUCGCAAGAUGGUGGAGGGAUACUUAAAGUUGUACCAUCCGAAUAACGCCCAGCUGGGAAUGGCCACAAUGAGAGCGGGAGUGACGCACUGGCAGGCUGGACACAUCGAGGUCGGUCAUGGAAUGAUCUGCAAGGCCUACGCCAUCCUGAUGAUCACACACGGGCCCACCCAUCCCAUCACCAAAGACCUGGAGGCCAUGCGUGUGCAGACAGAGAUGGAGCUGCGCAUGUUUAAACAGAACGAGUACAUUUAUCACCAGAUGCGUGAGGCGGCGCUGCAGAACCAGCCCAUGAGGAUGAUGGCCGAGCCACUCAAUGAGAGCAUCAAAAGCCUGUUCCGCAGGAAGUGACAUCAUCAUCCCUCCACACACUGGACACCCUCAGGUCAACGGUCAUCUUUAGACCUCUCUGCAUUUAGACAUUUAUUGCCUGCACAAAUGUUGAUCAUUAAUCAAACAAGAACACCUCGUUUUUUUUCAACUUUGUGUUUGAUUUUUAUAAAUAAAGCUUUAUCGGGUUUGGAUGUAUAAAGUGGGUUAAUUUUUGUUGUUCUUAACGGGAGGAAAUUCUUAUUGCAACUGUUCUCUUUUUGUGCUCAGAUUCAUCGUUAAGAGACAUCUUUGCUGAGACCGUUUCUCAAUGAUGUUUAUUAUAUUGUUGUUUAAGAAAGGGGUGUUCAAACUUUAGGAUGCCAAGGACCCCCAAAUAUGAUACCUUUUGUGAGGGACCCCCUUGUCUAAAAUAUGUGUAAAUUUAUAUUUUUUCUGUGUGAAGAAACGUUUUAAAUGUGUUAGAUAAUAAAUAGGAUGUUAUUAAGACAACACAUUGUUUUUAAACCUCAAUAGUCGGCAACAAUUUCACUUUGAGUCCCAAAAAAGAAACAAUUGUGAGAAAAACUUUCUAGAAAGAUUCAAACAUAAACAAUUCUGGAAAACUAUCAAUAGCAAAUAAAAGCAGAUAAACACUG